AUGUCCUGUGAGAUUUACACUUUUAAGUACGAAGCGAACGACUGUGAAAAUACAUCGUUCGUCCAAUCAGAGACACGAACAAUAGGAUUUCACAAGAAUCAAUCAAUAAUGAAUAUACAGAAUACUUCAUUGGAAUACAGCGCGAAUACUUCAAUUGACUCCACAGACGAUUGCGUCCUUCCACAGACGCAUGGCGUGCUUCUUAUGAUAGUUAAUUCUAUAGCAGCCGUGGUCGGAACCUGUGGAAACAUUAUGGUUUGUAUUGCGGUACUCACGAGCACUCGUCUUCGUCGCAGCUCCAACUUCCUUCUUCUCAGUCUGGCCAUUGCUGAUUUGGUUGUGACGAUGAUCUGCGAGCCUUUGGUAGCUGCUAUAGUCGCUAAGAGAGCGUUUCUCCAUGAUUGUGCAUCCAGUCUGGAGCUUGCUUACGUUAUCGGCUCAAACCUCUCGUGCUCUGCAUCAGUCAUGCACCUGGCAGCCAUCAGUGUGGACCGUUUCCUUGCAGUCGUCUACCCUCUCCGCCAUAGACAGAUCAUGAACAGUUACGGUUUGAAGAUCAUGUUAGGAGUUGUCUGGGGCGUAUCUAUCAUUUUCGCUUCAUGCCGCAUUCCCUUCCUCAAGGAGACAUCUUAUCUGGUUCUCGUGGUGUUUGUUGUAAGCUAUGGCUUAAUAAUUAUCUGCUACGCGACCAUCGUGACUUUUCUUGUCAAAGAAAAGCGAAGAAAAAAUGAAAUCAGAGCACCACCCACAGUUGUUGUUAAUUCCAAAAUCGAGCGCCGUGUGGCGUUUACACUAGCAAUGGUAAUAGCUAUCUUCACCGCAUGUUGGCUGCCGAUGAUUGUCGUGUUCUUUGCUGCAGGUAAAUCCCUUGUUAAGAUGUAUGGCACUGCUUACAUGUGGAUCCGAUCCUUAGCACUUUCAAAUUCAGCCAUGAACUUCAUCAUCUACAGUGCAAGGAUUCGUGACUUUCGGGAUGCUUACGCCCUGAUAUGCCGAAAGACUCUCCACUGCAUGUAAUAAUUCAGUUGUUUUAGAGAGUAUUAAGGCUGGGGAUACGAACUAACUGUACAUGUUAUAGUCAAUCGUUAACUUCUGAGUAAAGAUCGGAAAAAGCAAUGAGAAAAUUAACGAUGUAGAAUGAAUCAAGAGGAUGCAACACAAACGAUGUGAAUAAGUAAAUUUAGAGGUAAACAGACAACAG
Molecule: messenger RNA, 1201 nt
Organism: Pocillopora verrucosa
Lineage: Eukaryota; Metazoa; Cnidaria; Anthozoa; Scleractinia; Pocilloporidae
Source: RefSeq, a predicted model, not a curated record